Messenger RNA from Ceratina calcarata, 3236 nucleotides. RefSeq names its product ras-like protein 1 (gene Ras85D). Gene Ontology annotation, cellular component: membrane. Gene Ontology annotation, molecular function: GTPase activity; GTP binding. The coding region runs from base 276 to 860 and encodes 194 amino acids. NCBI's taxonomy places the organism in Eukaryota, Metazoa, Arthropoda, Insecta, Hymenoptera, Apidae. Gene Ontology annotation, biological process: signal transduction. The record is from RefSeq and is a predicted model, not a curated record. The transcript has 4 exons.
AUUGGCGUCGGCGUCAGUGAGUACCGACGCCCAUCGUGCUUCUCGAUUUUUCUAAAUUCUCUAUUUUCUCGUCGCGUCGAGCGUCAGUCGUGGAACGUUUUCCCCUAGGCAUUUGUGUUAUAUGAGUGAUAUGAGUGUCCAAUGGUGUCCAACUCCAAACCUGUUUAUAUGACCGUGCACUAUAAAGUCAGAAGUUAACUUUUACUUUUUAGAGAAAAACCAAUUGCGACCUUACGUUAAAAGUUUUAGUUCGGAUUAACAGCAAGAAUUACAUAAUGACAGAGUACAAGCUCGUAGUUGUGGGAGCAGGAGGUGUUGGCAAAUCUGCAGUCACAAUUCAAUUGAUACAAAAUCAUUUUGUAGACGAAUAUGAUCCUACCAUAGAAGAUUCUUAUAGAAAACAAGUAGUUAUAGAUGGGGAGACAUGCCAUUUAGACAUAUUAGACACAGCUGGUCAAGAAGAAUAUAGUGCAAUGAGAGAUCAGUAUAUGAGAACUGGUGAAGGAUUUUUAUUAGUAUUUGCUGUAAAUUCAGCUAAGAGUUUUGAAGACAUAGGAACAUAUAGGGAACAAAUAAAAAGAGUAAAAGAUGCAGAAGAAGUACCAAUGGUAUUGGUUGGAAACAAGUGUGAUCUUCAGCAAUCAUGGGCAGUCAAUAUGACGCAGGCAAGAGAAGUCGCUCGCCAGUACGGUGUGCCCUUCGUUGAAACUUCGGCUAAGACUAGAAUGGGUGUAGAUGAUGCUUUUUAUACUCUAGUGAGAGAAAUACGGAAAUACAAAGAGCAAAGAGAAAAAGAAAAGAAGAAGCAUAGGAAAACGUGUAACCCAAACCGUAGGAGACAUCGAUGCUGUUUGCUUUAAAUCUCUGGACAACCUUGUUUCUCUCAUUCGAUACAUACAUAUUAUGGUAAUAGAUUGCAAAAACAUUAGAUUAUGUUCACUUUACGCACAUUUUUGCAGCUUCCUCUAUAGAAUAUUGUAAUAAAUUUAAAGCACAAUUUUAUCUAUACAUUGGGAGGGAAGAGAACAAAACAUGUAAUAGUAUUGUAUUAUAACGCAUACGUUUUUUACUCUCGAUGUUAAAUUUCGUAAAAUACAUUAUUUGUUCAACAGUCUGCCAUAUAACUCUUAAUAUUCCAUUAGCAGAAGAAUUUUAACCCUUGAUUGCAUAGAAUAAUUGGUAAAAAAAAAAAGAGAAUGAUUCUCCUAGAUCAUUCGCUUCUUUUAUUGUUAAGUAUGGAAUAUAUAUAGUAUUAACCAACGAAAAGAUUAUAGUUUUAGGUAUUGUCGAUGACAGAUUCAGAAUUGAACAAAUUUUUCCCACAGAUAUUUUUUACAUACCUUAUUCAAGUAGUCUAUAAUUUGUAACAUGUUUAAUUUAUCAAUUAGAUAUGUUUUUAAUCAUUGUAUGUAUACAUUGUUAUGCGUGACGAAAAGAUUCCAUUUUCCUAAAGAAAACGUAAAAGCCAUAAAACUCAUUUUGUGCUGUGAUCAAAUAAUUUUAAGCAUGCCAUGCUAGUUAGAUAUUACUGCGAUUAAGUAUGCAAUUUCGAUACAAACACCUAUUUACCAGCUUAGAAGUGUAUAAGUACGUUCACGUUUUUCCCCUUUAGUGCAAUUACAAACGCAUAUAUGAUGAUACUUUGUAUAUACAUAAUGCAGUUAUCUAUUAAUUUCUACGACAACGUUUUUAUACGUCUAUAUUAGUAACAAAGGAUUGGUAUAUAUAAAUUUAUUUCGAUUAUAAGCGUGACUUUUAUCAAUCGUUGUUGUUUCAACUUAGAAUUAAAAAUCAUAAUGCAAAAAUUAAUUUAAGAAUGACAUCAUAUCGAAGUGGAAGUUUACAUUGAUAUUUGGAUAUCUAAUUAUGCCUGUAUGGAGAUAGCAUUUUAUGACACUUUAGUGAUUGAUGGCAUUUUAUUAAACUUUUCUAUCUCCAUCUCGUCGUUACCAUGCAAUUUUCAUAAUCUAAAGUUGAUUAUACUGCUUAGAGUAUAAUUUUAAGAUAUUGAAAAUAUCAAUUGUAAACUCUUAACAUGAUUGUAUAUUUUGAUAUUUGUUCAGACAAUAAUCGCUGUCUCAUUUUAAAGAGAGACCCGACUCUACGGUUAAAUAAAAAUACAAAAUUUAAUUAAUUUCCCUCUGCAAAAAUCUAUGGAAAUAUUUAAUGAGACAUUUAAGAUCCUUCGAGCGGGAUCAUGUUUCGAGGCUGACUGAAUUUUCAACAAUCAAGGGUUAAACAUUUUGCUAAAUGAUCGAAAUAGUAUAAUUUGCAAAUAUUCUUAUAUAUGUAAACGCGCAAAUUUGUAAUACUAGCUUUUUCAAGUAUCAAAAAUGUGUAUAUAUAAAAUUGCACAGCAUAGGUGUUAUUGUGUAAUUCGAAUUCGUAAUAAAACUUUGUACAAAAAGUGUUCUUUAUAUUAAUUCUAUCUUGAAUGAUCGUCUCUAAAUAUUAAUUAUUUAGGUCAUCUAUGCUGUUUGGUUUUAUAACGUGAAAAAAGCAAUCGACAUGCAUAUAAAUCGUUUAAUCACUUUAUUCUUAAAAUGCAUCGUAUAUAAAAAGGACAUUAUCCAAAUCAAACGGUACUAAACUGUUAAAAAGUUAAGUUACACGUAAUGUUAAGUCCAUUAUUGAUCUACAUUGGAACAAAUUGUUAAGCAAGGCAAUUUUUAAUACCCUUUAUUCUUUCAUUUCAAGCACGUUAUCCAAAAUAAAAGAUAUCAUAAAGGUACGGACUAAGUACAAAUUAUAAAGCAAUUGUUAUCUACUAUGUAUACAAAAAUAUACUCAUUCAAUAGUCAAGGAAAUAUAUGUAUAUUUCUGGAUACGUAUACGUAUAUAAAUGUAAAUGAGAACGAAUGGAAGUACUGUGUUCACAUGUUUGGCAUAGCAUUCGUUAAAAUUAGAGAAACAGUAAUCUUACAACAGUUCGCGAGAUAGUUCAUCUGUUAUUAAAAAUACUCUCCUUAUCAAGGAAAAAGAAAAAUGUUUACUACGUAAUCGUAAAUACCGAUACAAUUUAUACAGAGGUCAUGCACACAUUAUGAUGUGUAAAAAAUGUUAUCGUGCAUACACAUCUUAAUUUUUUAACUCAAUAUUUAAUAUAUAUUUUUGUUAACAGAUUUUCUAAGAAUUUUUGUAUUAACUGACUAGGAUCGUAAAUUUAACACAAUAUUCGUCAUUUAAUGGCAUGGUAAAAAUCUAUUGCAACAAUAAAAUUGUAAUAAUCAGUUUAA